Scleropages formosus (Asian bonytongue) is the source of this 2622-nucleotide messenger RNA. RefSeq names its product kelch-like family member 12 (gene klhl12). Gene Ontology annotation, cellular component: COPII-coated ER to Golgi transport vesicle. The record is from RefSeq and is a predicted model, not a curated record. NCBI's taxonomy places the organism in Eukaryota, Metazoa, Chordata, Actinopteri, Osteoglossiformes, Osteoglossidae. Gene Ontology annotation, molecular function: protein binding. The transcript has 12 exons. The coding region runs from base 313 to 2007 and encodes 564 amino acids. Gene Ontology annotation, biological process: COPII vesicle coat assembly; protein monoubiquitination.
GUCACUGCGCCUGUUGUGCGUGCGCUGUUUUCACCGGCUGCGCUGGUCGCUGUUUCAGUUGUGUUCACGGCGCUCGUUCGAGUCGUCGUAUCGGAAAUAGCAAAAAGUCAUAAGAAGAAUAAUAAGAACAGUAAUACUACACAGGUGAAAGUGAGGAGUGUGCAGGCCGCGCGGACUCGGGGACGCGCACGGGCACUCGGAGCGCCGGUGCAGCCGCGGGAUGGAGCGCCGCCGUCGGCUGCUGUGACUGCAAGUGACCGGAGUUCUCGAUCUCUGCGCUUCGAAUCCCUGCCCACCGAUCCGCGCACCAGCAUGGCUCCCAAAGACAUCAUGACCAACUCUCACGCCAAGUCCAUCCUGAACGCCAUGAACGCGCUGCGCAAAAGCAACACGCUGUGCGACAUCACACUGAGGGUGGAGAACACCGACUUCCCCGCUCACCGCAUCGUCCUGGCCGCCUGCAGCGACUAUUUCUGCGCCAUGUUCACUAGUGAGCUGUCGGAGAAAGGGAAGUCGUUCGUGGACAUCCAGGGCCUGACCGCUUCCACCAUGGAGAUUUUGCUGGACUUUGUUUACACCGAGACCGUCCUGGUUACGGUGGAGAACGUGCAGGAGCUCCUUCCGGCCGCAUGCCUGCUGCAACUCAAAGGGGUGAAACGAGCCUGCUGUGACUUCCUGGAGAGUCAGCUGGACCCAUCCAAUUGCCUCGGAAUUCGAGACUUCGCCGAGACGCACAACUGCCUGGACCUGAUGCAGGCGGCCGAGCUCUUCUCGCAGAAGCACUUCCCGGAGGUGGUGCAGCACGAGGAGUUCAUGCUGCUCAGCCAGGAGGAGGUGGAGAAGCUCAUCAAGUGCGACGAGAUCCAGGUGGACUCGGAGGAGCCGGUGUUCGAGGCCGUGCUGAACUGGGUGAAGCAUAAACGGAAGGAGAGGGAGCCCUUCCUGCCAGAAAUGCUGGAGUAUGUGCGAAUGCCCCUGCUCACACCGCGCUACAUCACUGACGUCAUCGACACAGAGCCCUUAAUCCGUUGUAGCCUUCCAUGUCGAGACCUUGUAGACGAGGCCAAAAAAUUCCACUUGCGGCCGGAGCUGCGAAGUGAGAUGCAGGGCCCCCGAACCCAGGCACGAUUAGGAGCAAAAGAGGUACUGCUGGUAAUUGGAGGAUUUGGCAGCCAACAAUCGCCCAUUGAUGUCGUGGAAAAAUAUGACCCAAAGACCCAGGAGUGGAGCUUUCUCCCGAACAUUGCCCGCAAGCGGCGCUAUGUGGCCACGGUGUCCCUGAAUGACCGCGUCUACGUGAUCGGCGGCUACGAUGGGCGGUCGCGCCUCAGUUCGGUCGAGUGCCUGGACUACACGGCAGACGAAGAUGGGGUGUGGUACACCGUCGCCACCAUGAACGUGCGCCGUGGCCUUGCUGGUGCCACCACACUGGGAGACAUGAUUUACGUAGCCGGUGGCUUUGACGGCAGUCGGCGACACACCAGCAUGGAGCGGUACGACCCCAACAUUGACCAGUGGAGCAUGCUGGGAGACAUGCAGACGGCGAGGGAGGGGGCGGGGCUAGUGGUGGCUAGCGGACUCAUCUAUUGCCUCGGUGGCUACGAUGGACUGAACAUAUUAAAUUCAGUAGAGCGGUAUGACCCACACACAGGGCACUGGACGAGUGUGACCCCCAUGGCCACCAAGCGCUCAGGUGCUGGUGUGGCCUUGCUCAAUGACCACAUCUAUGUGGUGGGGGGCUUCGACGGCACAGCCCACCUUUCCUCCGUGGAGGUCUACAACAUUCGCACAGACUACUGGACCACCGUGUCCAGCAUGACGACACCCCGCUGCUAUGUCGGAGCCACCGUGCUGCGAGGCCGACUCUACGCCAUCGCUGGGUACGACGGAAACUCCCUCCUGAGCAGCAUCGAGUGUUACGACCCUGUGAUUGACAGCUGGGAGGUGGUUACCUCCAUGGCAACGCAGCGCUGUGACGCUGGGGUGUGUGUGCUGCGGGAGAAAUGAGUGCCGCAAAGGGCCACCUGCCACACCGGUGCACAUUUCAGCAGCAAGGAGGGCCACGCAGCGUUUGGCGCUGCGACACUCUCACCGCGUGCUUGACAGUCUGUGCGACUCCCCAUCCACCUCACCCCCCCAUUCUGUCCGCUGCCAUACUAGACUUCCUCCUUCGCCAUUGCCAUAGUGAGAUGACCCUUCACCUCGAAGGAUGAAGGGCAGGCGCUUCUUGUGGACUUCAGUUUUUUUCUUAAGUUAUUGUACUUGUGUGUAAGUGCUGGCGCAUGGCCUACGUUCGCUAUGAACCGAACUGCGCUCAAAACCACCCGUGUGAGUCGGCUUGUGACCAAAGUGCGCUCUUCUCGCUGCCCUUGUGAAGUGGGAUAUGAAGCCUUCGGCCAUCACAGCUCCUACUUGUGGCAAAGACUCUCCGCUGCCGAGGACAAGGUGUUGCUGAUCGUCGCUGGCACUUGUUACCGAUGACCUUCAUGCUUUCAGGUGUGUGAAGUCUGUCUUGGUGGGUUGUAACUAAAUCAAUAUACAUAGUGUGGGUUUUUGUAAAUCUGGGGUGGAUUUAGAAAUAAAUAAAUUGAAAAAGAGCAUUACGACGUGUGUGUGUUCUGU